AUGGAGUCCGAUACAAACAGCAUCGUUGGAUCUCAAACCAAGAGUGAAGUCAAACUCGUCCUUGAAUUGACCGAUAUCAUCGACGAGCUCAACAGUAUCAACCACCUAUUCGAGGCGCAAAGGGACACUUUAGAUACAACAGUCAAGAGUUUCGACAACUCAGAUUGGUUUGCACCUGAAGAGGACCGGUACAAACUGCUGACGGAGGAACUUUCAACAAUGAUCACUCAAUACAUGGAGAGUUGCAUGAAGCAGGUCAAACGCAUGACUGCGAAUGCUCAAAGAACAAAAGAUUGUCUCAAGGAUCUGCUCGACCUGCAACAAAAAGAGGAAACUCUUAACGAAGCGCACUAUUCGCAUAGGUAA
Messenger RNA from Parastagonospora nodorum SN15, 366 nucleotides. RefSeq lists its product as hypothetical. The record is from RefSeq and is a predicted model, not a curated record. NCBI's taxonomy places the organism in Eukaryota, Fungi, Ascomycota, Dothideomycetes, Pleosporales, Phaeosphaeriaceae. Bases 1 to 366 code for a protein of 121 amino acids. The transcript has 2 exons.